UGAGCCGACAAGCCCUGCUGCCACUGCUGCUGAAGGCUCAGCAGCCACCAAAGGUUUAUAAAAGGCCGAUGGUUCCCCCCUCUGCCAGUCUCUCCCCCAACUCCAGGACCUGCCAGGCGCAUCCACCUUUCCCAUCUUCUCCUCACCUUUUUCUUACUCCACCCAACAACAACAACCCUAAACUACUUGCUUGAAUAAUCAUUAAUCAUGGAGCAUAUACCUCAUACCAACACGUUAGAUUCUCCGGCAGAACUUUCUGCUGGCUCGUUCACCCCCCCAGGAACUCCACCCCCUCUUCCGGGUGUCUCAUUCACCCCCCCAGGAAGUCCUCCAUCUCUUGCCGAUGGCUCCUCCACCCCCCAAGGAACUCCUCCACGUCCUACCGCUGGCUUCUUCACUGCCCCGGGAAUUCCACCUCGUGUUCCUGAUGUGUCCUUCACUCCCCCAGGAACUCCUCCUCCUCCUCCUCCUCCUCCUCCUCCUUCCAACCCCGUCCCCAUUCCCACCCCGGAAGUGAUUGAAAUCUCUGAUGAUCAUGACGAGCCGAUGGAGCAAGAUCCAGUUGAGCAAUCGUGGCGGCGACUCAGCCACCUCAUCAAAAACCGUGAGGAGCGAAUUCAAGCGGCUCUUCAGACUCUGGCUCCUGAAGAUGGAGAAAGGAUAGUCGGCUUUUUCCGCAAGAUGAUGAAAUAUUUCCUCGAACUCUCCGAAAACACGCAGCGAGACAGACUCGAUGCUAGAGAGCACUCUUACCUCCUCCGUGAUAUUCCUCAAAUUCAGCUUAUCUUGCAAGCAACCGAGGAAUCCAAUGCGCAACUCUUGGCCGAUCUGAUCAACCACUGGAUCUCUCUUAUCCAAAACCUUUCCAACGCUCGCAGAUCGCAGAGAAUUCAAGACCUGUUGGCCAGCAUGAAGAAUCCGCCCGCCCGCUCGGCUCGGCGGCGUGCCCCCUUGGAAUGCCCGAUCUGUACCGAUAACCUCUCCGACAACAGACGCAGCAAUGUUCGAGCACCUUGCCACCUUACCCAUGUCUUCCAUCGAAUCUGCCUUGAAGAAUGGUUGCAAGGACAGCUCAACUGUCCAAUGUGCAGAGCCCCAUUUGUACUUCCUUGUGGACGCCAACAGCAAAGCUCAGAAAGCUUGGGCAGCCACUACCAUGUUUAUCAGUUCUUCAUUCAGAUGUGUAUGGACCUCUAAGUCCCCCCCCCCCCUAUGUCCCUAUGCUUGUCUCUCCCCCUAUGCAAUUUCAAAUCUCA
Molecule: messenger RNA, 1256 nt
Organism: Puccinia graminis f. sp. tritici CRL 75-36-700-3
Lineage: Eukaryota; Fungi; Basidiomycota; Pucciniomycetes; Pucciniales; Pucciniaceae
Exons: 2
Coding region: 208-1197 (329 amino acids)
Cellular component (GO): cytoplasm
Source: RefSeq, a predicted model, not a curated record